Molecule: messenger RNA, 3037 nt
Organism: Sciurus carolinensis (gray squirrel)
Lineage: Eukaryota; Metazoa; Chordata; Mammalia; Rodentia; Sciuridae
Gene: Cercam
Product: cerebral endothelial cell adhesion molecule
Exons: 18
Coding region: 968-2539 (523 amino acids)
Source: RefSeq, a predicted model, not a curated record
GUUCAAGGGAUCCUCCCACCUCUGCCUUCUGAAUAGCUGGAACUACAGGCACGUGCCAUGGCCAGCCUUCACUAUUGAAACCCCUCUGCCCAGGAGAUCAGAGCCUCCUGCUUUUAGCCUUGUACUUGAGGGAAACUGAGGCCACGAUGAGGACAGGCUUGCUUAGGGUCACAUGACAAAUUAGUGCUAGAGUAGGGAGUGGCUCUCAGGACAUAGUUGGAUCCCCCUGUCUUUUUUUGCCCCCCUGCCCACCUCAAGUUCUUCCCCGGUGUGCCCAGAGUCCAUGGCCUGGCACCCAGUUCAGCCCAGGCGGAACCCAGGAGAGAAAUGAGCAGCGGUUGGUGGAAUGGACGCCGAGGCCCGGCAUUCUCAGCCCCGGCUCUUUGUCUGCUGCUUUGUGAUGGAGCUGGGCCAGGGACCCAUCCUCUGAACAAGAUCCUGGGCUUCCUUGGUCACAAAGCGGGUCGGGACCCAGAGAGCCCCCAACUCAGGAGCCGUGAAGCUGGCAACUGGGCCUCACACAUGCUGGGUUUCAGGUCUCUUUUAUAAGGAUGAAGCCCUCAUGAUCGAAUCACCUUUCAAAGCCCUUCUCAUUGCAGGGCCACUGGCCUGGAAAUGACCCAGCUGGAAGCUGUAACUGAAGCCUUUGGAGCCAGGCCUUGGAUCAGGACUCCAGGGUUCAUUAUGCUCCCCACCCCCAAAAUGCUCAUCAUUAGCUCUGCCUUCCAAUUCCGAGCUUUUGGAAUGCCUCCUGAGACUCCAUGCAAACAGCUUCAAGUGCAUUCAUUCUUUCAAGGAAACUGUCAUCAGCUGCAGGGCGCUGGUAAUCAGACCCAGGGCUUCCGCACUCCAGGCACGAGCCGAAGCAGUGCUGGUGCCGGCGACCGCGGCGAGGACGGUGACACGCGGGGAUGCCAGGCGCGGACCGCGGCGGGAAAGCGCGCCCAGGUGUGCCACAGACCACAACAUGGACAACACCACAGAGAUGCUGCAGGAGUGGCUGGCAGCCGUGGGCAAUGACUAUGCAACUGUGUUCUGGAGGCCCGAAGGGGAGUCCAGGCCCUACCCCAAUGAAGAGGGUCCCAAGCACUGGACCAAAGAAAGGCACCAGUUUCUGAUGGAGUUGAAGCAGGAAGUCCUGACUUUUGCCAGGAGCUGGGGCGCUGACUAUGUCCUGUUUGCAGACACAGACAACAUUCUGACCAACAGCCAGACACUGCGGCUUCUGGUGGAGAAGGGGCUGCCAGUGGUGGCCCCCAUGCUGGACUCCCAGACCUACUACUCCAACUUCUGGUGUGGGAUCACCCCCCAGGGCUACUACCGCCGCACAGCUGAAUACUUCCCCACCAAGAACCGCCAGCGCCGGGGCUGCUUCCGGGUCCCCAUGGUCCACUCUACCUUCCUGGUGUCCCUGCGGGCUGAGGGGACAUCCCAGCUUGCCUUCUACCCACCUCAUCCCAACUACACGUGGCCCUUCGAUGACAUCAUUGUCUUCGCCUAUGCCUGUCAGGCUGCUGGGGUCUCAGUCCACGUGUGCAAUGAGCAACGUUAUGGAUACAUGAACGUGGGGGUGAAAUCCCACCAGGGGCUGGAGGACGAGAAGGUCAACUUUAUCCACCUGAUCUUGGAAGCACUAGUGGAUGGGCCUCGCAUGCAGGCCUCAGCUCACGUGUCGCGGCCCCCGAAGAGGCCCAGCAAGAUGGGUUUUGAUGAGGUCUUUGUCAUCAGCCUGGCCCGCAGGCCCAACCGCCGUGAGCGCAUGCUGAGCUCGCUCUGGGAGAUGGAGAUCUCUGGGCGGAUGGUGGAUGCUGUGGAUGGCAGGCUGCUCAAUAGCAGUAUCCUGAGGAACCUUGGCGUGGACCUGCUUCCUGGCUACCAGGACCCCUACUCAGGUCGCACGCUGACCAAGGGUGAGGUGGGCUGCUUCCUUAGCCACUACUCCAUCUGGGAAGAGGUGGUGGCCAGGGGUUUGGCCCGGGUCCUGGUGUUCGAGGACGACGUGCGCUUUCAAAGCAACUUCCGGGGGCGACUGAAGCAGCUGAUGGAGGAGGUGGAGGCCCAGAAGCUUCCGUGGGACCUCAUCUACCUCGGCCGAAAGCAGGUGAACCCUGAAGAGGAAGUGGCUGUGGAGGGAGUGCCGGGCCUGGUGGUGGCCGGCUACUCCUAUUGGACACUGGCGUACACCCUGAGCCUGGCGGGUGCCCGCAAGCUGCUGGCCUCUCAGCCUCUGCGCCGCAUGCUGCCUGUGGAUGAGUUCCUGCCCAUCAUGUUUGACCAGCACCCCAAUGAGCAGUACAAGGCACACUUCUGGCCAAGGGACCUGCAGGCCUUCUCAGCCCAGCCCCUGCUUGCUGCCCCCACCCACUAUGCAGGGGAUGCUGAGUGGCUCAGUGACACAGAGACGUCCUCUCCUUGGGAUGAUGACAGUGGCUGCCUCAUCAGCUGGACUGGCUCUCAGAAGACCAUGCGUGACCCUGUCCUGGACCUGGCUGGCAGCAGUGGGCACAGCCUCCAUCCCCUUCCCCGAGAUGAGCUCUAGGUCGGAGCCAUGACUCUAAAGGAGCACAUUGGAGCAGAGGAUAUCGCUGGCAGGAACAGCCCCAAGAAGCCACAAAGCCGGAGAGACCUGGCUCUCCCCUUAGACUUGCCCACUCUGCCUCUGGACCAGUCUUAGGUUGGGAGAAACCACUCUGAAAUGGAUCACAGUCCCCAAAGGCCACUUGGUAAAAGGGUAGGACUCAGACUCCUAACCCUGCUGGGUCUACUCAGAGCCGAGGGUAGAGGGACAGAGGGGGCUCCUCAGCUUUCAUUUUCAGGCUGGGCAGACCCCUGGAGCCCUGCCCUCCCUAAGGACUCAGCCACUGGACCCCUCUGUCCCUUCGAGCUCCACCUCAGCAGCCUCCCCUGCUCAACGCCUGGUUCUCACCAGCAUCUUCUUUCCCAGCAAUGGGAAGUUCAGGGAGGUGAGAGGUAGAUCCUUGCAGACCUGACGUGCAGCCCACAGUAACCUCAAUAAAAGCCAGGUGUACUUGCACUU